Molecule: messenger RNA, 1467 nt
Organism: Brugia malayi
Lineage: Eukaryota; Metazoa; Nematoda; Chromadorea; Rhabditida; Onchocercidae
Gene: Bma-vha-19
Exons: 10
Coding region: 1-1467 (488 amino acids)
Cellular component (GO): proton-transporting V-type ATPase complex
Source: RefSeq, a predicted model, not a curated record
AUGUGGCAGCUUUGUACGACACUAUUUGCAGUUUGGUUCCAAUAUUGCACUGCUUAUGAUAUUGUUAUUUUCUCAACUCUGAACUUGAAAAAAAUGGCAGUAGAAGACCUGGCAGCAUCCUCAAAAAUACUAGCUAUUGGUGUUAAAGAUUUCUCAUUACCAAACUUUGGCCUAUAUGCACAAGCCUAUAGUGGCGAAAACUCUGAUUCUCCGUUUUCAUCAUUAAUGCGAAUCUUCCCGUAUCAAAAAGCACUUUCAAUGGUGACUUCAAACGAUGGUGAUAUCCAUAGGUCAAGUACUGGUGUAGAUUACACUCAAAAAGAUUUGCACGACUUUUUAACAUCUGACAGGAAUUUUGAAGGCUAUGAGACAGUUAUCAUUUCUUCUCAGGAUGCUUUCGAAAAUGAACUGGUUCGUCGUAAGCGUGUUUCCUCCAAUGUUAGUUUUGACGACGAGCCAUCAUCUCAUGCAGUUUCGGAAAUGGAUAAUCGACAGCGGUUAUCUGCCUCAGAUCGUCAUGAUAUGCCUGUGGUGCUACCUCCUCCUAAUCCAUCGCAAAAAACAGCAUGCCUUCUGUACAUGGAGGCCUUCGAUAUUAUUAUUUCGAACUCACGUUUCUUAACUGUUGGAAGUGAAGGCAAAAAUAAGUAUUCAUCUGGGCCGGAUCAUUGUAAAUGUAAUGUGAACAGCAGUCAAGGUCGUGCAAGUUUCAUAAUUGAUGUCGAAGUUGGAGAAAACAUAGAAGACGCCGAAAAAGAAUUCUAUUUGACGAGUGGAACUACGAUAACUUUUCAGUUGGAUUUCUUACGAAGUCGGAAUGGCUACUGGUAUUUAGAUGGCACCAAAUUAAAGAAUAAUUUCAAAAUUAAUGCUUUGCGCGCCAAACAAAACUUGAAUGUGAGUAGUGGUACUGCUACAAAUCAAGUAGAUGUUGGAGCAGUGUUUAACCGGAAUUUUGCUUGUUUUCAAACGGAUGCAGCAGUUUUCAAAGUAUUAGAUGGUAAAUAUUCAAAUAUUGGAAUUGCACUACGGAAUUUUGAGGUGGCUUUGGAACUUGUAGGUGAUAAGACACGUUUCGGGUACCGUACAUCAGAUUGUGUUGGGACAUUUAGUGCUGGCAGUUGGAUGGUUUUUGCAGGAUGGAUGAUAUGGAGGGAGAUGGCAGUGCAACAUUUAGAGUUCAGCAAACGAUUGGAAUACGGUGGAGGGCAUUACUACCAGUACAUCAGCAAGAUGGCAGUGUUUAUUCAUAUGGACAUUAUAUUUAUGGAUGGACCAGAUGAGCUCUUACUUUUUCACUCAAUUCCUUGCAUUCACAGUUUUCUACAUUCAGUACUUACAAAAGGGGAGGAAGCCAAUUCUACCUUAAAUAGCCCUAAGGGACAAAUAAUGGUCACUUGGUGUCCGAAAAUUAUGACGAACAGAAAGAGGAAUACUGUGAGACAAACGAGUGGUCUGCGACAGUAA